Molecule: messenger RNA, 1022 nt
Organism: Diatraea saccharalis (sugarcane borer)
Lineage: Eukaryota; Metazoa; Arthropoda; Insecta; Lepidoptera; Crambidae
Source: the annotation of a GenBank genome assembly
UAUGCUUAAUAAUUUAUUGCUCAAAUGCUCACCAAUGCAAGCAAUAUGCUCCCUUAUUUCCAAUAUUUAGCUGACAAUUGACAACAGUGAUAGGUAAAUAUCUUUGCCUUUUCACGUAAUUGAAAGAUAGCUGACGCGGUUUUUAUUCCCUUUACUUUCAAAUCAACAUCUAAGACAUUAGCGAACAUAUGUUUAUGAAAACAAAAGAUCGACGGAACUUCGUAUGAUUACAUUUUGGUUUCAUUUUUCCAUAUACAGUAGUAAAAGCAAUUUUCGAGAAUAUGGAGGUGAUGGCAUCAUUAAUGGAACCAAUAACACUUGGAACAAUGGGCACACAAAAGCCAUACCGUUUUAAUUUUGAACAAUAUGUGCAAGAAGCGAGAACCAAAAUGCCGACCAGGAAAGCAGCAGAUGCUUGUACGAUGCAGCUAUUGAUUUCCGCUAUGGAGUUACAGACCACCCAAACUGAAGGUACUUGUGAAAUGACACCUGAAUGCAAUACGCAGUUGAUGCAGGGUUCGGGAUUGGCUUUUCAACAAACUAGUCGCAUGCGUGCUGCUGUAUUAGCCAAACUAUUUGACUGUAUGGAAGGCACUGACUUGUCUGCGCACAUUUACAAGUUGUGCAUACAAAUUUACAAGGAAACUAAGUCAUUAGAAUCUUGGGACCAUCCAGCUGGAACUAGAACUUUAUUUAUGCAACAGAUUUUCUUUUGCGCGUCCCAAGGUUACGGAGAAUUCAUAAAGCCUCGGUGGAUGAACAAAAUUAUAUCCUGGCAAGAACCAAAAGGAUGUUAUGCGGAUGACAGGCAGCCGUUUUUAAAAUUGACAGGUUUCAUCGGUGCUGCUGCUAGUCCACCUCCAAAAGAAAGAGAGGAGGAGUACCGAUUGAAGAAAGCAGCAUCCUCAGAUGGAGGAACAUGUAACUCCUUAACGUCUGCAAUGGCACUAGGAUCGUUAGUUAUGUACGUUCGAGCACUUCUAGAAACUGAUCAGGCGUUCCAGUAUGAUGUAUUACUGUAA